Molecule: messenger RNA, 2934 nt
Organism: Rosa rugosa (rugosa rose)
Lineage: Eukaryota; Viridiplantae; Streptophyta; Magnoliopsida; Rosales; Rosaceae
Exons: 5
Coding region: 710-2749 (679 amino acids)
Cellular component (GO): cytoplasm
Molecular function (GO): protein kinase binding
Source: RefSeq, a predicted model, not a curated record
CCCUCCAUUCCUGUGGUUUAUACACCUCUCUCCAACUCAACCAAAAAACCCACCUCUCAUUCUUCGCUUCAAGAACAUUCCUCGGUGGCAAAUUUUCUCUGCUUUGAUGUAGAGACUAGAGGCCUCUGUCUCUCCCCUUUGUAUUCAAAAGAAAGGUUUCCUCGAGGGGGCAUAGAACUAGAGAGGAGGAGGAGGACGUGAGUCGAACUCUUUCGAUUUUCGUCGUGGUGUCAGGUGUGGAGAGUAAAUAUAUUGCCCUCCACCACCGUUAUCACCUCUCUCUCCUUCACAUUUUGAAAUCUCGUUGCAAAAAAGGGUCACUUUUGAAACCAAUACAGUUACAGUAUAGCUACUUUGGCAAUCUGGCAGGGUUUCAACAAACACAUUAUCUCAAAGCUUCUGGAGAGAAGCUGCAGCAGAUACAACUCUGGCCGACAAUCACAAAUUCUCAGGAGCCGGAAGAGCUGGCCUUGGUCUUCGGUUUUCCGGUUUCGAUUGGCCUCUGUUAAUUGUUUGGUGCCUCCCCAUUGAUAAUGGUUAACCCCUGAUCCAAUGUGAUCGAGUUUUUAGUGGUGCAGCCUCAAAGCAAUCAGACCUUUAGUUUGGAGAUGCGAGCUUGACCUUGGAAGAAAACAUCAACAAAUCAAAGACUAGGAGAAUACCAAAGCUUUGUUUGAUCUUGAGGAUUCAGGAGUUUAUCAUAUUCAGAAUGGCAAAAAUUAGUUGCUUCUCUCUAAUUGUUAGGAAGAAGAAGAAGGUUAAGGGAGAUGGUGAAUCUGCAAAAGCAGGUGAAGUGGACAAGGCAAUUAGGACCCUGCAACUCAGGCUUCAACAACAACCUGUGAAAACUGUGGAAGUUAAUGGGUUGAAGCCUUUGAAAUCUUUCGGAGCCUUUAUCCCUUAUGGUGUUGACAAGAAACAUAUCAAGGACAAGGUGAAGAGUCCUGAUAGCCUUAUUGGGUUACGUGAAGCAGCCUAUGAAGCUGAAGAUGAGCAUGGAGAGAGCUCCAUCAACUCUAAUGGCUCUGAUCUUCAGGUCAGUGAAACCAAUGCGGGGGAAGAGGUCUCAUUAAGGAAGAUGGAUUGCUGUGAAUCUGAUAAGGACUCUGGGAGGGGUGUGGAUAGACUAGAAAGUGGGCAUCUUAGUGAUCCUGGGGUUGUGAAAGCAGAGUUUUGGGGUUCAAGAAAGCUAACUCGGUCUUGCUCGAAUUUGGAGACUCAUAAGGUGGAUGGAAACAUGCAGUCUAAGUUGCGUGUUUGGAAGACACAGUCUUUUGAACAAUUGCAGGAAUUGGAUGAAAGUGUAAGGAAGGAUGUUAAUCCUGGAAGCCCUGCUUCUGUGGGAAGCCAUUUCAGUGCUGAUAAGGUGAUGCUCAAGAAGCAUUCUUCAAGCCAAGUUUUGCCUUCUAGAAGCAGAAGAUUGUGGUGGAAGUUGUUUCUUUGGAGCCAUCGGAACCUGCACAAAUCAUCAUCCACUGCAACGACACCAAAGACACUUCCCAACAAAAUUAAAUUGAAUAAGCAAGGCGGGUACUCUUCGGAUACGCUUGAACCAAACAGAGUUAUGCAAUUCGAAAAGAUGGAAUCACCUCUGUCCUUUAAAUCUGUAGACAAAGGGAAGAACAUCGUGAAUGAUGACCAGAGCUGGACUGGUUUUCAAAUUAGAUCCUCAUCCUUAUGGCCUCAGAACCAAUGGGUUGCAUUCUCAACAGAAGCAUCCUCAUCUUCGAGAGUGUUAGACUGGAUGAAAGAUCUCGACACAACACCCUCCUCACUUCCAUCUAACGAAGAUAAAGAUGAUGGAGUCGUCACUCCACAAACCCCGCCCUCUCCUCAAACUCCUGGAUCAAGAAGCUCAACUUACUUCACUCGAGGUCCCGAUGCCAACCUUUCAGAGGAUACAUUGCAUGCUAAUACCGUAAUCCAGACUCUAAAUUCUUCGUCAACAGUGGCUCACAUCUCUGGUAUGGGCUUAAAAGCCAUCCCUAUCAUUUCAUGCUUCUGCAGCCUUCGAUCCGUUAACUUGUCAAACAACUUCAUAGUUCACAUCACUCCAGGAUCGCUGCCAAAGAGCCUUCACACACUUGAUUUGUCCAAAAACAAGAUCAGCUCCAUUGAAGGACUGAGAGAAUUAACCCAUUUGCGAGUACUAAACCUCAGUUACAAUCGGAUUUCUAGAAUUGGACGCGGGUUAUCAAGCUGUAGCAUACUUAAGGAGCUCUAUCUUGCUGGGAACAAGAUCAGUGAUGUUGAAGGUCUACACAGGCUAUUGAAGCUAACAGUUCUGGACCUGAGCUUCAACAAGAUAACAACAACAAAGGCACUUGGCCAGCUUGUUGCUAACUACAACUCGCUACAGGGUCUGAAUCUAUUAGGCAAUCCGAUCCAGAACAACAUUGGCGAUGAGCAGCUGCGCAAAACUAUUAUAAGUCUUCUCCCAAAGCUAGUCUUCCUGAACAAGCAAGCCAUCAAGCCACCACGAGCGAGGGAGGCAGUUACAGAUAGUGUAGCCAAAGCUGCAUUAGGAAAAUCCGGAUGGAACCCUCGCCGAAAAACAGGUAAGAAGCUUACUCAAAGUUUCUCAUUUACCAAAAAAAGGUCUGAUUCCAUAUCACCAAAGAAAACUCGAACAUUUCCAAACCGCGGUCACAAGAGCUCUGCCAUGGCAAGUGUUGGACACAAGAGAAUGCUGAAGUCCAAGAGCGAAGCCAAAGAGUCAUCAGCUGUGUUUCCUUCUUCAUCCCAUUAGAAGCUUUUUCGUUUUAGGGACCUUGCACAAAAUUUGGUGCACACAAACAUUCUAGGAGGGGUCUCUCCCUUCCUAUGUGUUUCACUUACAGUCUGUAGAGCUAUACAAAACCUGGUGGUUUCAUGUAAUCAGUUUUUGCCCGUCAGUUAAUAAUAUGGUGCAGGCUGCAGUUUUUUUUUUUCGAA